Drosophila persimilis is the source of this 3951-nucleotide messenger RNA. Its product is annotated as WD repeat-containing protein 20. Gene Ontology annotation, molecular function: protein binding. The record is from RefSeq and is a predicted model, not a curated record. The transcript has 4 exons. NCBI's taxonomy places the organism in Eukaryota, Metazoa, Arthropoda, Insecta, Diptera, Drosophilidae. Bases 553 to 3447 code for a protein of 964 amino acids.
AAGUAAUUGUGCGGAAUAAAAACGGAACGUGCGGUCAAUUUACAGCGCCUGACAGUGAGGCACAUCAGCGCUAAAAUGCAGGGACCGGGCUGCACUUGCAACGAAUGGAAAAUAGUGCAAAUUCCGCAACAAAAAACAGCGCCACACAAACUGAAAGUGUAGUGUAGAGUGACGACAGGCGACAGGGGAGAAUAAAUCUAAUUAUAAAAAUAAGAGUAAAAGUGCAAGCGCAAAGCGAAUCCGAUCCACACAAACACACAAACACACAUACACACAUCCACAAAGACAUAGAGCGGUUAAUUAGUGGCAGAAAAAUUAACGAUUUUUAGAGGAAAAACACACAAAAGCAAAGGCAGCAGCGGUAGCAGCAGCAGCAGCGCAGCAGCGGCAGCGGCAGGUAGAAGCAGCAGCGACAGCCUUUGCGUGUGUGGCGCGCAAGGCAUGGGCUGAGAAGAGGUGUGGCGGCGCGUUGAGGCAAGGCUGCAGCAGCACCAGCAGCAGCAGCAGCAGCAGGAGGAACACAAAGCAUCAACAUUACCGCACAGCCACGUAAUGGCCAGCCAAUUGGAUGCCAAUGUCAAGGACGAUCUGAAAACACAAUUCGUAACGCGCGAGGGCACCUACCGGCUGCUGACCCUCUCCGAAUACUCCCGCCCCAAUCGCGUCGGCUACAGCAGCAACCAGAGCUCGCCGCAGGUGCGCGUCUCGAUUGUGACGCUACCGAAUCCGGCGCAUGGCAGCAGCACCAAUGCCGGCAACAGCAACAGCAACAGCAAUGGCAAUAAGAGCAACAACGAGCCGGCUGCAGCGAGCGGUGCAUCGCCCACAGCAGCAGCAGCGGCGGCAACCACAACAACUACAACAACGAGCGGUAAUCGCGGCACAAAUUCGAAUGGUGCCUCAACGGCAACACCUGCAGCAUCCACCAGCAACACCACCACUCCAACAACAAGCACAUCUGGCGGUGCGGGAGGGGGCGGCGGUAACAUCUCCAAUGGCGGUGCUGGCGGUGACAACAACUACAACAACAGCAAUAGCACCGUAGACGCCCGCCUGGGUGGCGGAAUCUCCAUGCACUCGAUGAUGAAUGGCGGAGUGACGGACCAGAAUGGGAUGGCCAGCAGCCAGGUCGUGGGCGGGGAUCGAAUCUGCUUCAACUUUGGCCGCGAUCUCUAUGUGUACUCCUUUCGCGGUGCCAAAAAGGGCACGGAGAUGAGCAAACCGAUCGAUAAGAAGUUCUACAAGGGCACCAAUCCCAGCUGCCACGACUUCAACUCGAACUCGGCCACGCCCACGGGCGCACCGCUGCUGGUGGGCUUCACCACGGGCCAAAUUCAGCUGGUAUCCCCGCAGAUGGGGCCACGGGAGCUGCGGAAGCUGUUCAACGAGGAGCGCCUUAUCGACAAGACCAAAGUGACCUGCCUGAAGUGGCUGCCGAAUUCUCCCCAUUUGUUUCUCGCCUCGCACUCGUCGGGCCACUUGUAUCUGUACAACGAGGAGCUGCCGUGCGCGGCCACGGCGCCCAACUACCAGCCGUUCAAAAUGGGCGACGGCUACACGAUACUCACCUGCAAGUCGAAGUCGACGCGGAAUCCCCUCUACAAGUGGGCCUUCAGCACCGACAACUGCUGCAUCAAUGAGUUCUGCUUCUCGCCGUGCGGCUCCAAUCUGGCGGUCGUCUCGCAGGACGGCUUCCUGCGGGUCUUUCACUACGACACCAUGGAGCUGCUGGGCAUCGCGCGUUCCUAUUUCGGCGGCUUCCUCUGCGUCUGCUGGUCUCCCGAUGGCAAGUACAUUGUGGUCGGCGGCGAGGAUGAUCUCGUGACGGUGUGGUCGCUGCAGGAGCGCCGUGUGGUGGCCCGCGGCCAGGGCCACCGUUCCUGGGUCUCUGUGGUGGCCUUCGACCCCUACACCACGUCCUACACCAACUGGGACGGCGGCGACUUCAGCGACGACGAGAACCAGCUGAACGAGCAGUACACGGCCUCCCGGGAGGCCCGUUUCUCAGGCGACUCCACGGCGAACGGAGGGUUCGAGGGCUUUGACCGGAACUCCACGCCCGUGCAUGCAGCCCGGCCUCGCCCCCACUCUGCCUCGUUUCGGUCGGAUGCCUCGUCGGCGGCGCUGGCGCCGGACAAGCUGGCCAUCAGCUACCGCCUGGGAUCCGUCAGCCAGGACACGCAGGUCUGCCUCUGGGAUAUUACGGAGGACGUGCUACGGCACCCGCUGGCGCUGAGGCAGCGUGUGAACAGCACGCAGCUGAACGACACCAGCUUCCUGAACGGCGGCAUCGAUGCGGACGGCAUCAAAGUGAUACGGCCAAUCGCCAUCGGACAUGGAGCCGGCGGCAACGGCAACGGCGGCGGCGGAGGCAAUCAUGCAGCGGAUUUGGACAGCUGCAGUCCCACCAGAGAGACGGCGGUUGGAGGAGGAGCCACCGAGAAUAGCAACAGCAGCUCCAGCAAGUUCUCCACCGCCAACUGCACGAUAUCCUCGCAGUCCUCGAAUGCCAAUACCCCGCCCGAGGACUGCGAAACGGAGGCAGCCACCCCGGCCUCCACAUCAUCGAAUGCGGCAGCCACUACGCCAGCAGCAGCGGCAGCAGUGCCGACUGCAGCACCAGCAGCACCCUCCACCAAGCAGAACAGCCGGACGCAUGGGACAAGCAACUCAAUCAAAUUCCCCAACUGCAUCAGUGCCACCAAGUCGGACAGCAUCGAUGGGAAUGCGAGUGCGAGUGGAAGCGGAAGCGGCGGCCAACGGACAUCCUAUGCCACGUCCGGGUACAACAGCAAGACUUCCAACAGCUCGACCAAGUCCUCGAACUCGGGCAGCGGCUUCAGCGCCUUUAACAGCCUCACGCAGCGGCUGUCGAACUUGAAUUUCCUGAGCAACUCGGACAAGAAAUCUUCGUCCAGCGUCGGCCACGAGGGCAGCAACUCGACGGCGCAUCGCCAGCACCGCAAGGCCAUGAGCAUGCUGAAGAGCUACAAUCAACACAACAAUCACAGCAGCAAUAACCACAGCAACAACAGCAGCUCCUCCAACUUUGGACACUCGAGCAACCAGGAGUCGGGCGUUGCCAUCGGCAGCAGCUCGACGGCGCACAGCUUUGGAUCGCUGAAGCUGAGCAAAUCCUCCCACAAUGCCUCCUCCCUGGUGACGGGCGCCCAGUCGGCGGCCACUGUGAGCAGCUUCGAUCCCAUGAAGCUGAUCGGCACGCCCGCCUGUCCGCGCUUCGACGAGUGCCCGCUGCUGGAGCCGCUGGUGUGCAAGAAGAUUGCCCACGAGCGUCUCACGGCGUUAAUAUUUCGCGAGGAUUGCUUUUUGACAGCGUGCCAGGAUGGGUUUAUUUAUACAUGGGCGCGGCCCGGUCAUGCAACACACACCAACCAGCAGCACUUGUCGCCCAGCCAGUCGGCGGCACCUGGUGGGACGGUAAUCUAGUAGUUCAAUAAAACUAUCAGCGUUCAUCUUGUCAAGGAGCAAAAGGCGCAGAGGGAGCAGGAGCGGAAGUGGAUGCAGCAGGUGGUGGAGUGCAGUUGGUGAUCUAGGAUUAAAACUAGGCGAUUGAUUUCGAUAAUUUAUUGAUAGGAGAAAAGAGUUUUAAAGGUUUUUUAUGUUGCGUAUUUUGUAUUCCAAAUGUAGCCUAAAUGUAGCACCCCCUACACACCCCCACACACACCAUAAACACCACACACUCCUUUACAUAUAUAUAUAUAUGAUAUAUAUAGCUAUGUAAAACAUAACUACGAUUUAUAUGCAGCAGAACAGAACAAAACCCACACACAUGUACACAUAUGUACGCGAGAUAGAGAGUGUUGUGUGAAGAAAAACCUAAAUUAUUAGUUGUAAAUGUAUUAUUUUUUUAGUACGUGGAAUUUGUUGAAAACAAAUGCAAAGCAAAGCAUGUUUAUAACUAUUUACUAAGCGCUAGCCCUAAACACACUA